Messenger RNA from Dermochelys coriacea (leatherback sea turtle), 3363 nucleotides. It is a transcript of the gene HMOX1, whose product is annotated as heme oxygenase 1. The coding region runs from base 1911 to 2801 and encodes 296 amino acids. Gene Ontology annotation, biological process: response to oxidative stress; heme oxidation; heme catabolic process. The transcript has 5 exons. NCBI's taxonomy places the organism in Eukaryota, Metazoa, Chordata, Testudines, Dermochelyidae. Gene Ontology annotation, molecular function: heme oxygenase (decyclizing) activity; heme binding. The record is from RefSeq and is a predicted model, not a curated record.
UUUGACUAGACCUGAAAGUUCCACAUGACCCUGAGGACAAUGUGAGAGAGAAAUGGUCAUUUUAAGGACACCACCUUUCCACCCUCCACGAGGUGGAUCUCUGAAGAAGGAUACUGUAUAUGCAGACCUGCAUCGUAGCGGUCGCCCUUCAGGACCCCCUAUGUCACAAGCAUAUUGUGAUGUCAAGUCAUGACAUGAGGAUGCAACAUGAUUUCAUAACUCAAAUGUGAGACAGUUAUUUUAUCCUGCAGGAUAAAUGCAGAAGAAUAGCAGCACCCCAAGUGCAAUGACACGUGCGGUGUGGGGGAGGAAGGGAACUAGAGACUAUGCAGAAGUGUUCUUGAGUGUCCCCAUUGCUUUAAGAGAAAAAGGGAAGGCAGAGAGCCUAGUUGAGUCAGCUGCAAAAGUGCUGUGUAAUCUUUUCUGAACACUAAGCCUCCUAACUCCAAAUGUCUGACUAAGGCAAAAACAACAAAUCCUGCCAGCCAGCUUCUAUAUCCUAAUACUGGCGCGGUCCCCAGUCAGUGUUAUAAGGCCUGGCCAGAGGUCUGGGGUGAGAGGCUCACACCACAGUGCCCUCUCCAGGACCUUGGUCCCUUUUUUAACUGUACUCUGCCCUGUUUUCUGGUUGAAGGAGAAUGUUCUGUUUGCCAAAAUGAAAGCCAAUCGAUGCAUUUUCCACAUCCAGCUCCACACUAGCAGGCCGAGCUUCUAACCCACCUAAAGCCUGAUGAGAACUCCAUUUUGGCCCAGUGAGUUCUAAUUAUUCACCAGUUACGACUGCAAAGGGGCAGGUGCCAGCAACUACUAUCAGAAAACCAGUCUCUAGACAAUCCAGUUGCUCUUUUGCCCCAGACCCAGGUUAGAUGAACUGUUUGCAUUUCAAGGUCUCUGCAGACCUCCACCAGAAUUUUCCCUAGCCCAGGUAUAGUUCACCAUCCUUCAGGCCCAGGGAUGUGCAUAAUAACUGGCGGGGCACAGAGCUCCUCCGGUCCUGUGGCCGCAUUGGGGAGAGCAGGUGAGCUGCUCCGGCUCUGGGGCCACAUCAAGGCAACAGAACAUGCCCCUCCAAAAGCAGUCACAUUUUUAUUCCCGCGCAUGCCCUUGUUUGGGUCUUUAGCAUGUACCUUCUCUGUGCCAUGUACCAAGCAGUUACUGUAGGGGAACAUAGUACCCUUGAAGCUGCCAACCAUCAUUUCCAUUCACUCCUACUUAAAUUCUGAGUUCCAUGUUAUCUGAAAGAGAGGACAUAUACAGAUAGACUCUGAGGGCUUGUCUACAUGGGGAGUUAUUCUGAAUAGCUAGUCCUGAUUUAUUCCAGAAUAUGAGCAUCCACACAGGGAAUUAGAGUGCCUUAUUCUGAAUUAGUUAAUCCAUUUACAAAAAUGGAUUAAACUAAUUUGGAAAAAGUCACCCUUAUUCUGGAAUCAGUUUCCACACAGGGAGUUGAUCAGGACUAGCGAUUGCACUUUAAAUUCAUACCCUGCUUUAAUCUGAAUUAAUUUCCCAGUGUGAACCCCUUAAGCAUUAGUGAAUCCUCCCAAGCGUCCACACUGGAGCGUCUUAGUUCUCAGUGCUACCAGCUGGGCAGAAAAAGGGUUAAUGAGCCUGGGCAAACUGCCCAGCAUUCUGUAAGGAGACAUCUUUCAACAUCCUGUUGUUGAGAUUCAUUGUCAAGAGAGGUCAGAAGACUCCUCCCUCCCCUAGAGGGAAGCGAGUAUGUUGCAACUCUGACACCAGGAUCAGCCGUUUGGCUGCUCAUAUGAUCUGAGCCAAGUAUAAAGCAAGAUGCAGAAGGGCUGCUUAACUCCAAAGCUUCCCAGAUCCCGGAGAGAAGAGAGGACAAAGGGGGACACGAGAAAGGAAGACAACAGAAGAGUGAAAAAGCAAAGGAAGAAAAGAAAAGAGAAAUGGAAGGUUCCAAGACACACAGCUCUGAAAGCAUGCCUGGAGACCUAUCAGAAGCUCUGAAGGAAGCCACCAAAGAGGUGCACGAGCAGGCAGAGAGCACAGAGUUCAUGAAGAAUUUCCAGAGGGGGCAGGUGUCACUCCAGGAGUUUAAGAUGGUUAUGGCUUCUCUGUACUACAUCUACUCUGCUCUGGAGGAGGAGAUUGAGCAUAACAAGGAUCACCCAGCCUAUAUCCCCGUUUACUUCCCAGCUGAACUGCACCGUAAGACUGCCCUGCAGGAAGACUUGGAGUAUUUCUACGGCCCACUGUGGAGGGAAGAGAUCUCGUGUCCCGAGUCCACUCAGAAAUAUGUGAAUAGGCUCCACUAUGUGGGCCAGCAUGAACCAGAGCUCCUGGUGGCCCAUGCCUACACUCGGUACCUGGGAGACCUAUCUGGUGGGCAGGUGUUGAAGAAGAUUGCCCAGAAAGCUCUCCACCUACCCAGUACUGGAGAAGGACUGGAGUUCUUCACCUUUGAAGGGGUGUCCAAUGCCACAAAGUUCAAGCAGCUGUACCGUUCCCGGAUGAACUCCAUUGAGAUGGACCCAGCCACCAAGAAGAGAGUCUUGGAGGAAGCCAAGAGGGCAUUCUUGCUGAAUAUACAGGUGUUUGAGGAACUGCAGAAAUUUGUGUCCCAGUGCCAUGAGAAUACUCACCCUGCACAACAGAAGCCGGAGCUUCGCACAAGACGCACCAGUGAAGCAUGUGAGCAAGGACCAGCUCCUGUGAAAGAAGGUGAAAAGACAUCGAUGAAGCACACAGACAUGCUGCCUAGCACUCCACUGGCACGGUGGAUUCUUGUCCUCAGCUUCCUAGUGACAACGGUUGCUGUGGGCUUGUUUGCGAUGUGAAUAGAAGGGCCCUGCCCUCCUGCUGCUCCCUCCCCAAACUAACACACCUAAUGCCAUCCAUCCAGCCCUCAACCCGGACACCCUGAUCUUGGCUGUGCCACUAACACUUUUCCAGUGGAUUCAGAGGACUCUGAAGCCUUCGUGUGAAUUCUCUCUGAUCUGCGCUGAGAGCAUUUCUGAACCUGCAAACUGAACUCAACCAAAAAGCUGAGGCAGAAUCAGAAAGGUCCUGAAAGGCAUUGCUGGGACCUGGCACCGCUUCAAACAGUUCCUGCAAAGAGCCCCAGAUGUAAAGCACAGGUUUGGUAGCUUCCCUGCUGCCUGGGAAAAAAGCCUUACUGGUGCUUUGUUCACUCAGUGUUUUGUACAGCUGGCUGAUGCAGCAGCGAUUGCUUCUGUGGAGUGAUGAGGCUCCACUUGGAUUGUAGACUGUUUUAUAUGACACUAUUAGCCCAUUAUAGCAUAUUUUCCCAAUCAUGACUCAGAUCAGUUGUUAAAAAUACAGUGUUGUCCUUGUGUCCUGUCUGUAUAAUUUAUAGACUAACAAUAAACCUCAAUGUAA